UCACUUCCCCACUACAAUGACCGGCUACGUCGUAUUAUCACAGACGGUUGACUAUAGUGUGCGCUCAGUUUAUUUCAACGUCGAAAGGUUCUAAAUAUUACAGUUUUAUUAUUUUAACAAUACAUUCAUUUCAAACAUUCUGUACAAUUGACCGCUAUUUACUCUGUUCACAUUUAUUUUAUGAAUAUUUAACAAUAAUAUAAUCGGUUUAACGGUACUAUAAUUUGUUAUCUUUAACAUGAUCUUCCUUCACGUAAGUUUCCAAGUCAGUUAAACGCGUAUGCAUAUAUUUUAUGUACCUAAACCAGUGAUCGUUCGAACGAAUAUGAGUAUUUUUUUUGUUUUAUUAAUACUUGUAUGGAGUCAUAUGUCAGGUACUUAUGUCGUCACCUUAUUUGUAGAUGGCAAAAACGAAAACAAGUCUACAACGAAUAACGAAUCAUGUAUAACUUGUUUUUGUGAACUCAAGACUAGCAAUUGUAAAGAAGAAAUGUGUACAGAUACAAAAAGUAUUGAUUAUUGCAAAAAUAAAACUCAUCAAGCAAGUAUUGCAGAACAUCGAAUUCCGACAUCAAUUUUUAGUCUACAUAAUAUUGGAUUAAUGUUCAAAAUGUUCAUAUGUAUGUGUGUAAUUUAUAUGUUUAUAAUACACGCAUCUGGAGAUUGCUUUGAAUCAAUUUCUACGAGAAGACGUCAUCCAAGUUUAAAUCGAAUUCUAUCUGAUGACGGUCGGCCGUCCACUAAUAUUUAUAGUGACGACCAGAGUUGUGUAAUACCGUUGAACGUCUUUGACCACAACAAUUACAUUAAUGAUCCGCCACCUUCGUAUCACGAUGUGCAAAACACCAGAACAAAUGUCUCAAGUCUUCGGUACACAACACAACUACCGGUGCAGAGCUUCGAUUUAAAUCACGCCGAUAGUCUUAAUAACUACAGCGCGGGCUCGUCUUUAACGUCCCCGGUCGACGAACCACCGCCGUCGUACGACGAUUUUAUGGCGAUCCAUCGUUCGAAACUCUCACGAGUUCAUAAUAAUUUACUGACGAAUCGUCCGAAUGAUCAUUUGUACACGGCUAUGCCAGCUGAUGUGACAGAAAUCGUACGAGAUUCUCAAACGACAUUAGUAUCCUAAACCGACAUUUUAAGUGCUCAAGUCUGAUACAGGUGAACUCGACCAAUUGUCGACCUGUCGGGUCCUCUACGUCCUUUCACGUUUUACACUUUUUUAUUUUAUUUAAAUUUUAUUGCGAACGAAAAAAUUCUCAGACCUAUCUAAUGUUUUAAGUUAAAAGUAAUGGACUAUGAUGAUUUGACGAAUAGAGUUAUACUGGUUUGAUUCGCGUAUAUAUCGUUAUAUUUGUGAAAAUCUACUCGACCCAGUGAAAUCGCUCUCUAUUUUCUUUAUACGUUUUGAAAUCGAACAUGUCCGAAAGCCUUUGAUAAAGAACAUUUCAUAAAACAUAAUUUAAUUGUUCAUGCUGUAUAUUUCUUUAUAUCAAGGUAAUUGUUUGUAAUUUCAUUAUAUUGCAGAUUAAAAAUAAUGUUUUAUAUUAAAAUUAUUAAAA
This is a messenger RNA of Aphis gossypii (cotton aphid), 1565 nucleotides long. RefSeq lists its product as uncharacterized. The record is from RefSeq and is a predicted model, not a curated record. Bases 281 to 1132 code for a protein of 283 amino acids. The transcript has 5 exons. Lineage: Eukaryota; Metazoa; Arthropoda; Insecta; Hemiptera; Aphididae.